AUGAACCCGUUAAUUCGCUUGCUUUUUGUCUCUCUGGUCGCGUCGUCAGCUGUCGCAGCUCCAGCUCCCGAGCAGUCCGAGCCAGUGCCGGUUCCUAAAGAGGAUACCUUCUCUGCCAACCUCAACAACAUCAAUGAGAACUCGAUUCACAGAGCUCUGCAUCUCAUAGAGAGAUUCCGCCAUGGUGUCUUCCCCACUGACAGAGACGCCAUUGAUGCCAUCCAGAGAGAGGAUCGGUCACUGGCAGCGCAUCUGAACCUCGCAAGAGACAUUGCCAGCAACGCCACCACGUCUUCGCCCAAUCCUCCUGCAACAACGACCCAGCCGCCUACAACUACUACUCAGCCGACCACUUCGGAAACGACUACGACCACCGAGUCACCCACGACGACUUCCACCCCAUCCAAUCCCCCUCCUACCACUACCGAGACGCAGCCUACUACUACAACCACCACAAGCGAGACCACAACGUCGACUACUCAGGACACCCCCGCCCCCACCACGGCUACUACUACCGCAUCGACUACCAGCUCAGAAACCCGCACAACUCUGACAACUGCCUCCUCCACAACUGAGGGUCCAACAACCACCAGCAAACAUACCACCACCCGUACUCCCUACACGUCGACCUACAAGAGUACCACCACUCUGCCCAAUGGCCAGCAGAGCACCGUCACAGCCGUGACGGUCGUCUACCCCACGGGGGACAGCUCCAGCCCAGACGCCACAACGACCGGUCCGGCCCCCGGUCUGCAAACCGGCAGUGCCGCAUCCAUCACCGGGCUCCAGAAGGAGCUGCUCGUCAUGCUUGGAGGCGCGGCCGCCGUGGCCAUGGCUCUCUAG
Messenger RNA from Aspergillus fischeri NRRL 181, 843 nucleotides. RefSeq names its product putative GPI anchored cell wall protein (Dan4). The record is from RefSeq and is a predicted model, not a curated record. The transcript has a single exon. Lineage: Eukaryota; Fungi; Ascomycota; Eurotiomycetes; Eurotiales; Aspergillaceae. Bases 1 to 843 code for a protein of 280 amino acids.